AGCUUAAGACGUUAGAUGUGUUCAUGAAAUAUUGACCCGAUUCUGAAACCUGCUCAGUGUUGACUUAUUAUUAAUAAGUUAUUAAGUGAAAACAGAUAUUAGUGAUGACAAGCAAGGAUAACUAAACUGACCAUGAAUAUUACAACGGAAAAAUACAGUGAAACCAAUAACCUACCAACAGAUGCCACAAUAACAACGCUUUCAUCUGCGCCUUUUGAAGGAUUUGACCCAGGAGAAAAUGGUACAUUACCAGAAAGCGGUUAUAAUGAUACCAUAUUUGCUUUUCUUGAAGAACCAGACUUACAACUAACAUUUGAAGUGCUAAACAUAAUGGCAAUAAUUAUGAUGUUUGCAGAACUGAUAUUGACUUUUUUAGCAAUUUCAAAACUAAAACAAUGGAGAAGAAAUUAUAGGAACCUGAUGUUGACACAAAUUAGCUUCGCGCGGCUUUUACAACGCAUCUUGAGCUACGCCAUUUUUUUGGAAAAGAAACCGAAUAUUUUUGAUAAUAGUAAGCAACCUUGUCUACCGUACCUUACCUUGAUUACUUAUUUCAAUUUUGUUACAAUAUUUCUUGUAUUCUUUCUCAUUAAACACAUGUAUGAUUCAUUGAUUGUGAUAUUUGUUAAAAUCAGCAAAAACCGUUUCUAUAAAGUAUCGAUAUUUGCAUGGUUAUUUCCUAUUCCUCUUACUACCACUUGGGUCGCAUUCGCUGUUUAUGAUGUUUUCGACAAGUUUUUGGUGGACGUCAUAUUUUGUAUUUUAUUUAAAUGGACUUUUACUUUAAUGGGGACUAUUCUCUACAUUCGUAUUUUACGCAAGAUCUUGAAAGAUAAAUGUAGACAGUUUGCAAGAAGUUUGACGAUCAUUACAUUUAUGCUAUGUUUAAUAAUCAAUAUGUAUGCGAUAACAGCAGAUAUUUCGAGAUUAAUUCGAUGUUAUUUACUUUUAGUAAUUAAGCAUAUAACUGGGUUCAUUUUAAACAGCCUUGUCUUAUGUUUGUAUAUAGCACUUAUAUCAUCUAAUUUUAAGCAUCGUAUUAAACAUUCUGACGCUAUUUCGAACUACAGCGUGGGUGUUAUAAAUAAAGAGGUGGCCCAACCAGGUGUGGAGAGAUACUCUGUUAAAAUUGACUCACAAAUAAUGCUCGAUGUUAAUUUUAAGUAAAAAGUUAUAAAACUGUGAUCAUGAAAUUUUUAAUAUUGCUACUCCAAUCAUGUCCAGAAUUAAGUAUUAUAAAGGGUAAAAUUGUUAUGUUUGACCAUACGCUGAGGGGUGAAUAUCUGGGUCAUACUGAACAACUUUUACUAUGGGGCGAGCCCCGAAAUCGCGAAAAAAAGUCAUCUGUUCCAUAGAAAACAUUGACAUGUGAUUUACCAAAAUGUAUGAGACGGCAGAUUUUUUUUUCGUGAAUUCGGGGUUGGCCCCAUAGUGGAAGUUGUUCAGUAUGACCUAUAUAUCCAAUGCUCAGCGUAUGGUCAAACAUAACAAUUUGACCCCGUAUAAUACUAAAUUACGUUUAUUUUCAUUGUAGCUUUUAUUCCGUCUCUUUAUACCCAAUAUUUUUUAAAUAUGCCUGAAUAUGUUAUUCUGAAUGUCA
Messenger RNA from Cydia strobilella, 1600 nucleotides. RefSeq lists its product as uncharacterized. The coding region runs from base 133 to 1167 and encodes 344 amino acids. Lineage: Eukaryota; Metazoa; Arthropoda; Insecta; Lepidoptera; Tortricidae. The transcript has a single exon. The record is from RefSeq and is a predicted model, not a curated record.